Molecule: messenger RNA, 879 nt
Organism: Arabidopsis lyrata subsp. lyrata
Lineage: Eukaryota; Viridiplantae; Streptophyta; Magnoliopsida; Brassicales; Brassicaceae
Exons: 1
Coding region: 292-660 (122 amino acids)
Biological process (GO): regulation of protein localization to cell surface; double fertilization forming a zygote and endosperm; regulation of double fertilization forming a zygote and endosperm
Cellular component (GO): extracellular region; vesicle
Source: RefSeq, a predicted model, not a curated record
UCUAAGUAGUUAAUAUUUUCCUAUUAAUGUCAAUCGUCUCAUCAAGGUGGCUGUGGACUCUCUUUUAAUUUUAGUAACUUCUCAUUCAAUAAGAAAAUAAGAUACUGCAAGCUUAUUGAUUAUCUAAUAAAAAUUUGAAAGACGUUUUAUGGAGACAAAUACAAUUAGUACCACCAUAGCUCGUUUCUUCCCCUAUAAAUAACAACUGAUCUUAGUAUUGUUCAUCACUCAACAACAAACACGAGAAAGAAUCAUAUAUUGGAAUAUUUCAAACAUCUUUUUUUUUUCAUCAUGGCUUUCAAAAACGUGAUUUUUCUCCUGGCGGUUUUAUGCAUUGCACUGUCUGCAAAUGCUCAAUUACCACAAUUUCCGGCAUCGUUUCCUUUUCCAUUUCCAUUCCUACCGAGUCCCGGUGUACCAGGAUUACCUGAUAUAACAAAAUGUUUGACAUCUUUUAUGAAUAUUCCAGGGUGUAUCGCAGAGUUUUCGCAAUCUAUACUCAUUGGAAAGUUCGGAAACAUAGGUCCUGCUUGUUGCAAAGCAAUUUUGGAAGCUGAAACCAAUUGCAUUCCACAACUUCCAUUCAAUCCAUUUUUUCUUCCUAUGCUAAAGGAACAGUGUUCAAAAACUGUUGGCGCACUUCCUCCUACCAAAAAGUAGAAUUUAAUUACAAAUAAUGUUAACCGUUGCAUUUUUUUUUCUUUUUUUUUAGUUGAAAAAUAAGAUUAGGUUUACGAUUUGUAUCCAAAAUUUUCAACGAUAUAAUAAUAGCAUUAUAAACGAGUCACUUUGUUUUUCCCAGUUUUACAUAACAAUAAUCUAUAACAAUUUUAAUUAGAUUGCAAAAAGGCUUGCUUGAAGAUGUAAUGACCUUUCAAG